AGCAGCAGUAGCAGAGGCAGCAGCAGCAGCAACAACAGCAGCAACAGCAGCAGCAGCAGCAGAAACAGCAGCAGCAGCAGCAGCAGGGUUGUAGGAGGGGUAGGAAACCCUCCACCCAGCCUAUCCCCUUCUUUUACCUUCCUUCCUCUCUCUCCUCCUCCUACUCCCUCCCUGCCUCUCACACUCUCUCUCUCACUCACUCACUCACUCUCCUCUCUCGCUCAGUCUCAGGGCUCCAGGUUCAGGUCCAGCUCGGACGACUCACGGCGGAAUUUGCAGAGCGAAGAUGCGGUUGGUCGUGGCCGUGAGAGUCGGUGUGCUGUGGGCGCUGCUGGCCGCUGUGGUGUCGGAGGAGCUGGAGACUCUGGAGACUCUGGUGCAGCAGGAGCAAAUCAAGUCCGAGUCCUCCCUGCUGAAGCCAAAGGUUAUGAUCGCCAUUGUGGCUCGUAACGCAGCGCACAGCCUGCCACAUUACCUGGGCUGCAUCGAGAGGCUGCAGUACCCGAAGGAGCGCAUAGCCAUCUGGGCAGCAACUGACCAUAAUGUGGACAACACCACCGCCAUGUUGAGAGAAUGGCUGAAGAGAGCCCAGGGUGUCUAUCACUAUGUGGAGUGGAGACCCAUGGAGGAGCCGAGGUCCUACACAGAUGAGUGGGGCCCGAAGCACUGGCCUCCUUCAAGGUUCAACCAUGUGAUGAAGCUGAGACAGGCGGCGCUGAAGGCUGCCAGGGAAAGAUGGGCUGACUAUAUACUGUUUGUAGACAGCGACAACCUGCUGACUAACCCCCGUGUGCUGAACCUGCUGAUGGCUGAAAACUUGACCCUGGCUGCUCCCAUGUUAGAGUCUCGCUCGCUCUACUCCAACUUCUGGUGUGGCAUCACCCCACAGGGUUACUACAAGCGAACGCCAGACUACCAGCCGAUCAGGGAGUGGAAGCGGCUCGGCUGUUACGCCGUACCCAUGGUGCACAGCACCUUCUUAAUAGACCUGCGUCGUGAAUCCAGCAGGGACCUGACCUUCUACCCUCCUCACCCGGACUACAGCUGGGCAUUUGAUGACAUAAUGGUGUUUGCUUUCUCGGCACGUCAAGCAGGUGUGCAGAUGUAUGUGUGUAACAGAGAACAUUACGGCCUCCUGCCCGUCCCUCUCAAAGCUCAGCAGAGUGUAGAAGAAGAAAGUGAGAGUUUCAUACACACCAUCACGGAGGCUCUGAUUGACCACGACAUUGAGCCCUCUGAGCACCUGUACUAUCCGCCAUCACCGCAGGACACCAUGGGCUUUGAUCAAAUAUACCUGGUCAACCUGAAGCGUCGGCUGGACAGAAGAACCAGGAUGUUGAAAACAAUGUAUUCGCUGGGUCUACACACUACGCUGACGGACGCAGUGGACGGCAAGGCUCUCAAUACGUCCCAGCUGCAGCGACUAGGAAUAGAGAUGCUGCCGGGCUACAAGGACCCUUACUCAGGUCGAGUCCUGACCAGAGGGGAGAUCGGUUGCUUCCUCAGCCAUCACUCUGUAUGGAAACAGGUGUUGGAACGUGGCCUCCAGAAGGUUCUCCUUUUAGAGGACGACGUGCGGUUUGAGCCCAGGUUUAAACGACGACUCCAGGCCAUAAUGGAUGACAUAGACAAAACCCAGCUGGACUGGGACCUCAUCUACGUGGGGCGUAAGCGUAUGCAGGUGCAGCAGCCGGAGCAGUCCGUGGACGGCGUGAACAACCUGGUCCAUGCCGACUACUCCUACUGGACGCUCGGCUAUGCGCUGUCACAGCAAGGAGCAAGGAAGUUACUGGCCGCCCAACCCUUCACAAAGAUGCUGCCCGUCGACGAGUUCCUGCCCGUCAUGUUCAACAAACACCCCAACACUAAGUUCAUGUCUCACUACGAGCCGCGGGACCUGAAGGCCUUCUCCGUGGAGCCGCUGCUCAUCUACCCCACCCACUACACCGGCGAGCCGGGCUACAUCAGCGACACGGAGACCUCCACCAUCUGGGACGACGAGGCCGUGGAAACAGACUGGGACCGGCAGCACGCCCGUAAGAUGGCCCAGCAGGGCAACAUCCACGCCGUGGCGCAGAACAGCGUCUCGGGAGAAUCGCCGCCCCCCGCGGCCCGAGCCUCGCGAGACGAACUCUGAUACCUGAGACUCAGAGAGAGAAAGACUCUUGGAAAAGACACUUGAACUACAAGCUAUACUGUACAUUCAUUCACACACACACAUACACUGGUGUCCAAGUGGAUAAAAGCAGAGUUAAGAUGUCAAUCUACUCUGAUGAAGGGACACUGAGGAGAGGAAGAGGAGGAGAAUCUGGGACGAGGGCCAGCCGGCCUUUGACAAAAGCUUUAUUUAUUCCUCGUGUGCCUCCUCUGGGCAUGUGGAGACAGUUACGGCCACACAUGGAAGACAGCUAAGAUUAUUUGCAGGACGUGAAAGAAAAAAAAACAACAUUCUCACAAAUCAAUUAUAAUGUUGUUUAAGAAGAUUGAUAUUUAAAAAGAACAGAUGUGUUUUUUAAUGAACAGCCGAAGAAUAAAGGAAUCUUAAAGCUGUGUGAAAACAACUCCUAAAUGUGCAUGUGAAACUGUGUGUGUGUGUGUGGGCAUGUGCAUGUGUUUACGGGACUGAACAUGUGUGGGAGUUGGGAGGCUGACAUACCGUACCCAAGAGUGUCACUUCCUCAGAUGAUGUCACACACACACACACACACACACACACAGAGGGGAGUACAGCCCUUCCUUACCAAGCAGCAGGGCAAUAAUGGAUGUUAUUAGGCUCAGUGUUUCUGUCAUUGCAGAUAUCUCACUUGCACGGCGGGCUGGUCCUGCUAGUUAGCAUCAUACACGUAGCCCGCAGGAUGUAUAACAUGCAACUGUGUCCUCUUCAGACCCCCGGCUCUCAGAAUCUAUAUGUGUUGAAUAUUUUUUUGGAUAAACUGAAUUAUUCACAGGCUGUUCUUCAUUCAGUUGUGGUGCCGGGCUGAACCAAUAAAACGUCUUCCCCCGUU
This is a messenger RNA of Sebastes umbrosus (honeycomb rockfish), 3005 nucleotides long. It is a transcript of the gene colgalt2, whose product is annotated as collagen beta(1-O)galactosyltransferase 2. NCBI's taxonomy places the organism in Eukaryota, Metazoa, Chordata, Actinopteri, Perciformes, Sebastidae. The record is from RefSeq and is a predicted model, not a curated record. Bases 287 to 2137 code for a protein of 616 amino acids. The transcript has 12 exons. Gene Ontology annotation, molecular function: procollagen galactosyltransferase activity.